Messenger RNA from Salvelinus namaycush (lake trout), 1917 nucleotides. Its product is annotated as myotonin-protein kinase. The record is from RefSeq and is a predicted model, not a curated record. The transcript has 15 exons. Bases 1 to 1917 code for a protein of 638 amino acids. Gene Ontology annotation, molecular function: protein serine/threonine kinase activity; ATP binding. Lineage: Eukaryota; Metazoa; Chordata; Actinopteri; Salmoniformes; Salmonidae. Gene Ontology annotation, biological process: actomyosin structure organization; peptidyl-threonine phosphorylation. Gene Ontology annotation, cellular component: cytoplasm; cytoskeleton.
AUGUCGGCGAGCCCUGGGCCUCGUGACUCAGACCGACUGCUGUUGGAACUCCAGGCCCCAGGGCCGGUGGGACUGCAGACACUGUUGGACCUGCUAGUGGGGGUAUACCAAGAGUUCCGCUUCUCACCCCUUGCCAGGGAGAAGUACGUUGCAGGCUUCCUGCAAUGGGUGGAGCCCCUGGUGAGGCAGGUGAAGAAGACGCGCAUCAAGAGGGAUGACUUCCACAUCUUGAAGGUGAUUGGUCGAGGGACCUUCAGUGAGGUGGCUGUAGCGAGGAUGCGUAGCACACAACAAGUGUACGCCCUGAAGAUUAUGAAUAAGUGGGACAUGCUGAAGCGAGGAGAGACAGCGUGUUACCAAGAGGAGAGAGAGGUUCUGCUGAAGGGUGAUCGACGCUGGAUCACCGAGCUGCACUACGCCUUCCAGGAUGACAAUUACCUGUACCUGGUGAUGGACUACUACGUGGGUGGUGACCUGUUGACCCUGCUCAGUAAGUUUGGCGACCGUAUCCCUGAGGACAUGGCGCAGUUCUACCUGGCUGAGAUGGUCAUGGCCAUUGACUCCAUCCACAGGAUGGGCUAUGUGCACAGGGACAUCAAACCUGACAACAUCCUGCUGACGGCAGAGGGCCACAUCAGGCUGGGGGACUUUGGUUCCUGUCUGAGGGUCCAGGAGGACGGCAUGGUGCACUCGUCCUUGGCAGUAGGCACACCCGACUACCUGUCCCCAGAGAUCCUGCGUGCGGUGGAGGGAGGGGGAGGCUAUGGCCCUGAGUGUGACUGGUGGGCCCUGGGGGUCUGUGCCUACGAGAUGCUGCAGGGGACCACACCCUUCUAUGCAGAGUCCAUCUCGGAGACCUAUGCCAAGAUCAUGAACUUCCAGGAGCACUUUGACUUCCCCCCGUCUGGCCCCGAGGUUUCAAACAUGGCCCGUUCCCUCAUCAUGGGGCUGAUCUGUGAGAGGGAGGAUCGUAUGGGGGCUGGGGGCUCAGGGGACUUCAGGGGCCACCCUUUCUUCUGUGGACUAGAUUGGGGCUCCCUGCAUGAACUUCCAGCACCCUUCGAACCUGAAGUCUCCAAUGCCACUGACACCUCAAACUUUGACGUGUUGGACAACUGCCUCAGUGAAAUGGAAACACUGAGUGACGUGAUGGACAGGGCCCCUAUCGGUGUUCACCUGGCUUUCGUUGGCUAUUCCUACACAGCUACAAGACAGACAGGUGCCUUGGACCGCAGUUGUGACAUCAUGAUGGAGAUUGACCACCAGCGGCAUCAAGGGUUGCCAAGCCUCAAUUUCCAGGACAAGCUGAGUCAGAUGUGGCAGCUCAGAGACGCUCUGACAUCAACUGACAGCCUGCCUGCCCUGCUUGAGCUCCCCCUAGCCUUGGAGCAGGGUAUUGCAGAGUCCACUCACACCACGAUAGAGGAGGACGAGGAGGAGACAGACCAGAAUUCAGGACUUGAUGAGGACCUGCACAGACGGCUACAUGAGGCAGAGAAGAGGAAUGGAGAGCUGGAGAAAGAGAUGGAGAGUCUAAGGGUGGAGAUCGGGGGCCUGAAGUCCUCCAAGGAGACAGAACUGCGUGUCUGCCCGUCGUCUCUUUCUCUGCCUGCCCACUGUCUGGACAAUGCGAGUGCGGCAUGCUGUGCUGUGCUGUGCUGUGACUCGCACACAAAAAAAGACUGCAUCUGUACCCUGGCCUGCAAUCCUGUUCAGUGGCUGACUGUGAGUGUGUUUCAGGGGAAAAGAUCACCCCCUGCCUGUCACUACCCGCUGGUGAUCCCUCUCCACCGCCACCUGCUGCUGUUCCACAGGGUGCGCUGGCCACAGGAGAGGACUGAGUCCUACCUGUUGGUGUGUGCGGAGGGGGGAGAGCCCCAAGCCUGGGACAGACACUGCUGUGCUGAAAUCUCCUGA